This is a messenger RNA of Triplophysa dalaica, 1614 nucleotides long. It is a transcript of the gene arl6ip5a, whose product is annotated as ADP-ribosylation factor-like 6 interacting protein 5a. Lineage: Eukaryota; Metazoa; Chordata; Actinopteri; Cypriniformes; Nemacheilidae. The transcript is spliced from 3 exons. Bases 94 to 666 code for a protein of 190 amino acids. Gene Ontology annotation, cellular component: membrane. The record is from RefSeq and is a predicted model, not a curated record. Gene Ontology annotation, biological process: negative regulation of transport.
CCGCCCAUAUGAACCCAAAUGACAUCGCGAGAGGAAGUGGCACAAAAGUAGUGACAGACAGUUGUACGGCUCCUGUCCGGUUAAAGUUGUUUAAUGGCUAAAGUGGAGAUCGCUCCUCUGAGAUCUUUGGAUGAUUUCUUCCCAGGUUCAGAGCGUUUCUCCAAACCAGACACUCAAGAUUUGGCGAAAUGGAACAACAGGGUGGUCAGCAAUCUUUUGUACUAUCAGACAAACUAUCUGUUAGUGAUCAUCGUUAUUUUCAUGCUUGUAGGGUUAUGGAAUCCUGUUGGCAUGUUCACCGGCGGAGCAGUGAUCACUUCAGUCAUCAUUGGCUCUGUAUGGGCAGGGGAGAACAAGGCAAUGAUCAAGAGCUUCAAAAGGGACAACCCUACCUUAUUUGUUUUCCUAGUCUUGGUGGUGAGCUACCUCCUUAUGUCACUCUUUGGUGGAGUCAUGGUGUUCCUGCUUGGCAUUAAGCUACCGCUUCUUUUGAUCUUCGCACAUGCAUCACUCCGCCUCCGGAACAUGAAAAACAAACUGGAGAAUAAGAUGGAAAGUGCAGGACUCAAAAAAUCACCCAUGAGUAUCAUACUUGAAGCACUGGGGCAACAAGAAGAGAACCUCAGUAAGGUUCAAAGCUUUCUGGAGAGCAAACUCAACGAAUAAACAAUAUUUUUCCUUUCUGAUGUUCUCACAAAUAAAUGAAGAAAUGUUUUCAAGUGGCGCAAUUUGUAAAAUCUACUGUAUUUCUCUCAACAACAUGCACGUUGAGCUUCUUGGCGUCCUCAGUGUACUCGGGUUCCCAUGUUUUUGCACAACCUGGAAAUAUCAGGAACAUUUUAAACAGUUUUACAAAACAUGAAUAUGAGUCAAACCUGAAAAUGUCUAUUGCGCAUAUAAUUAAAAUGAAGAUAAAAUGGAAAUGUUGUGGGAAAAUGACAGGCUGGGAAUCUGUAUUUUUACAUUUACAUGAUGUGACGAACCACAGAUUUGUUUACAUUUCAGGUCAUGUAUUUAUGAGGUCAGCAAUGUGUGGGUGCCAUUCUGAUUUUAAUCUCCACGCUGUGAAAAAACCAAGGUGAUGUUAUAGUGUCAUACAAAAUCAAAAUGUCAUCAGUUUUAUGCAAUAUUCAAAUGUUUGCAGUGUUAUGUGUUGUGCAAUAAUAUGCAGAUCACACAGUUAUUUAAAUGAGCUUAUUAAAUCAUGGUUAUUACCUCAAAGGUAUAGAAUUUUGUCAUCAUUUACCAUUUUUAAAUUUCUUUGUUCUGCUAAACACAGGAAUAUAUUGAGAAGAAUGUCAGUAACCAAACAGAUCUCAUCCCCCUUUGACUCCCAUAGUAUUUGUUUACCCUGCUAUAUGGCAGUAAAUGGGGGAUGAGAUGUUUAGUUACUGACAUUUUUGCAAAUAUCUUCCUUUGUAUUUCGCAGAACAAAGAAAAUAAUGAGGGCGAGUAAAUAAUGAUAGAAUUUUCAGUUUUGGGUGAACUAUCCACUUUAACCCUCAAGGUGUAAUAACUCAAUCUUUGUGGUAUUUGUUGAAUUUUUAGUAAUGCUGUACUAAUCUUUGUCUACAUCAAUCUAUGCAAAAGAUAAUAAAACCAAAUGUGAUAUCA